CUAAAUUUUGCUUCAAUUUACUAAUUUGGGCUUUUGAUUUUGAUUAUGCAUGAUUUCUUUCACGUGUUUUGAUAUUGCAGAUUUGGUUUCCCUUCCCGCGGCCUUGUCUAGAUUAGUUGGACGGCAGAGACCUGAAAUUUGAUUCCUAGUUGAUCCUCAAAUCAAGCUGGGAGCUACAAUUUUUGUUUUGGGCUCAAACACCACUCAUUUAUUAAACACAAGUUUUCUAAAGGUGCCAUUUUAACCUUUUGGUUUGGAAUUAUUAGUUUACGAAUUACUACUCUAAUACACCUGCGUAACCCGAAAGCUGUCGAUUUUCGAAUUAUCUCUAAGAUCACAGCGGCAUAUCCAAAAUAAAUGAUAAUCAGCACGAGAGCCCAUUUCAAAUAAAGAAAAAGUCGAAAUUCUUAUCUGAAUUCCAUUACAGUGCCCCUUCAGUGAACUAUCGUUACAAUACACUCGUUAAAAUUUAAAAUAACGUCAGAAAAUUGCCAAAAACAUCCAUCGUAUGGAAAGAUUUUUUGUUUUAUUCAGUUUGCUUGACUAAAAAACAUGUGAUCGAAUAUAUGAAAAAUUGUUUUCUGAAUUUUUUGUGACGAUUUAAACUUGAGAGCGUUACUCAAUUUGCCAUUACUUUAUCUUGUUUUGAUUAUUCUCAACAUCAGAAAUUUUUUACCAGAAUUGGCUGAGAAGAUUAAUGAAGUUACUUUCCGAAAUAUGAAAGAAAUUAAUUCCACAAUUGAGAUAUACCCGCUGUGUUUAUCCUGAUGAUAUAUCACUCAAACUCACUGUCUUUUUUUUAAAUUUUCCCAAAACUCCCGCAUUAUCAAUUAUUCACUAUUUUACCAGUUCAUUUUACACUGAUAAGAAUCGCAACCUAUUUUUUUAUCGUUUUUGUCUCUUGUGAAAAUUAGGAUUGUUGGGAUAAAAAUAUUCCUUGAGAAAAGACCUGCAGCGCAUUACAAAUUAUGCCCUCCGUCAAAAGAAGUUUACAAAGUCUUUUUAGUUUCAGGACAGUUUUUCAUUCUUAGGAACACCUCAACAUAGGUGCGAUAUAAUUAACUUUCUUAGUAAAUCUGCUUUUAUUGACACAGAAGGUACUGAUUAAAAUUCAAAUCCAAUUUGCGGCAAAAAAUGAAAACUAUAGUUUGAGCCGAUUAUUGACCGAACCAUAAUUAGCUUCAAAUGCUUUUAGUCCGUUGGCAAUAUUUACCUUUGGCCAAAGCCUAUAAACUAAACUAGGAAGCUUGCAAUUGAAUUUAUUAACAUAUUCCUUUAGCCUGGUGUAUUUAUCAGAGUUUAAACUUACUGUAAACAGACAACGCAUUACACCAUUGGCCGCGCCCCCAAACAAAUUCGAGCCAAUUUUAUUGAAUUAAUUACCACAUUUUCGUUAAAUUCUUAAAAUUAAAUUCAUCAUCAGCGCAAAAUUAUCAGCGCAAAAUGGCCAAUUCUAGCACUCUGUUUGACGAAAGCGAGUUUGAUCAACUUGUGAGUCCAAUUUCGACCGAUUUUUUGCCCCUCAAACCGGGACUGUGGGCUCUUGCUCUAUGUGUUUUUGUCCCGCUUUGCAUUGCGACCAUAACUGGAAACAUUUUGGUCCUGGUAGCAUUCCGAAGAGAGAGAAAGCUGCGGACUGUGACCAACUACUUUCUGGUGUCUCUGGCAGUUUCCGAUCUCAUAAUUGGACUGAUCUCAAUGCCACUUUACUCCAUUUACGUACUAAAGGACGAGACGUGGAUAUUCCACGAGAACUUCUGCACUUUCUACCUCUGUGUAGAUUACACUGUAAGUGGUGCGUCCGCCCUUCAUCUUCUACUAAUCUCACUCGACCGCUAUCUCAGCAUCUCGCGACCUCUGCGGUACCGACCGGAACGCACCGCCAGGCGAGUCCUAGUCGCAAUCGCUGUCGUCUGGCUUGUCCCCUUUGUCACCUGGGCGCCCUCAAUUGUUCUCUGGCCAAUUUUCAACCCCUCUAAACACCAUUUGAGAACGGAAGGAAUCGGAAGCGGCCCGAGGACUUGCUUCAUUCGGUUUUUGGACGACUUCGUGGCCGCUUUUGCGACGUCUGUUUGGGCGUUUUAUCUCCCUGUUAUCAUCAUGGUGUUUCUCUACGUGCAGAUUUGGUGGAUUACAUAUACCAGGGCACGAAAGUUCAUGAACGAAGGUCAACAAGGUUUGUUUCACAAAUCGACAGUGAAGUCAACCCGAAACGAGGAGACGACAAAUUCGAGAAACCGAUUGGGGACCUCAGAUAUGGAUAUCCACGGGAGAAGAACUAAAAGUGAAAAUCAAUCACCGACCGACUUGCCUCGGAGAAAUUUGACGAUUAGCACGACGAUGGCCGAGGGGACCCUAACGAUUGAGCUCGAAAACGGAACAGCCUACGGAAAAGUCUUGCUGACUCCUAAUUUAUCCAGUGUUAGGAGAAACACUGACGACAACCAGUCUUCGGCGCCCCAUUCGUGUGUGAAGUUAAGUGACUCGGUGGUCGUCAGCGAAUCAAACAGCACCCCGAUUGCCACUCUUGACGGCAGAAGUAAUCACCACCGCGACGACCGCCACAACCACAAUAGGGACAAAAACGGCAGCGGCAGAAACGGAAGCAACAAAAAGUCUCACAACAAACAACGACCGCUGCAAAUCAACAAAUCUGGAGCUUAUGCGAUAUCUGGCAUGUGCGGACGACGAGGUGGGCCGAGCGGGGAUCGAAAGGCUGCCCGAGUGCUCAGUCUGAUAGCGGCUGCUUUUAUUCUCACUUGGACUCCUUAUAACGUUCUAGUUAUUCUUCAGGCAUUCGGGCUGAAUGUGACACCUUUCGUCUGGACCUUUUUCUACUGGUUGUGUUAUCUGAACUCGACCUUGAACCCAAUUUGUUAUGGAGUUGCGAAUGAGACAUUUAGAAAUACGUUUAUUGAUAUCUUGAAAUGUAGGAAACCUCGCAGGAAGCAUAACGCAGUCUUGACUUCAGUGAGGAAAAACAACACCAUUUUCGGCAAGAAAGGGCUUAACGGGCGUAGUACGGCGGCAACUACCUAACAGGGCGUAUCAUAACAUAAUAGAGAAGAAAGCGUGAACUAAUCGUUUUUACAAACUCAUUUCCAAGUGAUUUUAAAAAUUGAAACCUACCGGGUUGACAAAAAUGCAAUUAUCAUGCUUCAUAAAUCAAAAAGUUUAUUGCACGAGGAAAUUAUCGCAAAAGUUGUUGCAAUAAUAAUAACAUCACUUGCAUUUUUACCGCAGAUUCAAUCUAUGGAACUGUAUGCCAAGCGUUUUAGUCCAGGGAUGUCAACCCGGGUAUUUUAUAUGCAAUAGUAUGAGGAAGGGUUUGAUAGUUCAGAUGAUCAGUUCAAUUUAAUUUUAAAUAAAUUUUUUAAUUCGCUUAAUGAUGAUUUAUGUUUGUUA
This is a messenger RNA of Symsagittifera roscoffensis, 3405 nucleotides long. RefSeq names its product muscarinic acetylcholine receptor M1-like. The coding region runs from base 1444 to 3039 and encodes 531 amino acids. Gene Ontology annotation, cellular component: plasma membrane; synapse; dendrite. Gene Ontology annotation, molecular function: G protein-coupled serotonin receptor activity; G protein-coupled acetylcholine receptor activity. The transcript has 5 exons. The record is from RefSeq and is a predicted model, not a curated record. Gene Ontology annotation, biological process: G protein-coupled receptor signaling pathway, coupled to cyclic nucleotide second messenger; chemical synaptic transmission; adenylate cyclase-inhibiting G protein-coupled acetylcholine receptor signaling pathway. Lineage: Eukaryota; Metazoa; Xenacoelomorpha; Acoela; Convolutidae.